AUGACGGUGACCAGAUCAUCUCCGGAGGACCCUCAUGUCGCUGCCGGCGAGCAGCAGCAGCCGCAGCGGCAAGCAGCGGACAAGGCGCCUCGCACCACCGAGGAGGAGCCGGCGGAUUUUACCAAUAUUUCCCGGUACCAGAGGAACAACCCAGAGUCCGUUCCAGUCCCAAAUGGCAGCGGCAGCAGCAGUGGCAGCUCCACCACCAGGAAGCUAACAGAACACGCACCAUCAGCCACACCAAGCAUGGACGAGCGCGACGGGGCCACAGCCGUGGACGCCGACAACUCGAGCCUCGCGUCCUACCUCGCCCGCGCCUCGCUCAAGCAGCGCUGGCCAGGAGGGCGUCCGGCGUCCUCAUCCGCUGUCAUAGUGAGCGAUCACCCGCUACACAACACCUCCGUGCACUCCCCGCAGGGACUCAACCUGGGCGGCAGCCUCUACGACUUGGCAGCCCAAGCCUCCGAGGUAUCCAACAACCUCGGUGGCGCGGUCUACACCUUCGACGCCCAGGCCUCCCAGGUAUACAACAGCCUCGACGGCGGCCUCUACAACCUCGCCGCCCAGGCUACCCAGGGAGCCGACCUCGGCGCGGGCGGGCUCUACAACCUCGCCGCCCAGGCCACCCAGGGAACCAACCUCGGCGACGGCAGCAGCAGCAGCCACAUCGCCAUCGCCGCGCCGAAAGACCCCGUCCCGCUCAAGUGGGGCCACAAGAAGCGCUCGCGCGCCCGCCGUGAGCCGCACGCGCUCGCGCCCGCUCCCACUCCUGCACCCGUACCGGUGCCUACUCCUGCGCCAGCACCGGUGCCCACUCCCACCCCCGCGGCUGAGCCCCAGCUGAUCCCCGCUCAGGCGCAUUGCCGGGCCAUCUUAAGGCUGAAGAAACGCCCGGCGGCGCAAGGCUAGGCCCAGCCGCGUGCGGA
Molecule: messenger RNA, 926 nt
Organism: Triticum aestivum (bread wheat)
Lineage: Eukaryota; Viridiplantae; Streptophyta; Magnoliopsida; Poales; Poaceae
Exons: 2
Coding region: 1-909 (302 amino acids)
Source: RefSeq, a predicted model, not a curated record